AUGGCACCCUCCAAACAGAACCAUGUUGCCAACGACGAUGAGCCAGUCUUCUUCCACGGCGACAAGGCACGUCCUUAUGGAAUCUUCUCGCAAUGGCACAAGUGCGACUUUACCGAUCCCAAGUAUCCGGACGUGACGUUCGACUGCGCAGAGCAAUACAUGAUGUACGGCAAAGCCCAGGUGUUCGACAGCCCUCAUAUCGCGGCCAAGAUCUUGAGCGCAACUUCUCCAAAGACUCAGAAGGAUAUAGGCCGUGAGAUCGAGGGAUUCUCUGAUGCCGUCUGGAACCCAGCUCGACUCGGCGUCGUGAAGCGUGGCAGCUACCUCAAGUUCUCCCAAAACGAGAAGCUCAAGAAGGUGCUGCUCGAGACUGGAGACAGAGAUCUGGUUGAGGCUUCUCCCAAAGACCGCAUCUGGGGGAUUGGCUACAGUGCAGCAGCAGCAAAGAGGACAUCAAGAGAUAGAUGGGGUCAGAAUCUCCUCGGUAUUGCCUUGAUGUAUGCAAGAAGGAAGAUCAGAGCCGAAGAGGCAGAA
Messenger RNA from Aureobasidium pullulans EXF-150, 534 nucleotides. Its product is annotated as DUF1768-domain-containing protein. The record is from RefSeq and is a predicted model, not a curated record. The transcript has 2 exons. The annotation marks the transcript as partial. NCBI's taxonomy places the organism in Eukaryota, Fungi, Ascomycota, Dothideomycetes, Dothideales, Saccotheciaceae.